Molecule: messenger RNA, 29090 nt
Organism: Schistosoma bovis
Lineage: Eukaryota; Metazoa; Platyhelminthes; Trematoda; Strigeidida; Schistosomatidae
Source: the annotation of a GenBank genome assembly
GUAUAACUUUUGUAAAAUUUGCCGACUGAUUAUUUUUGUUGUUGUUGUGGUUAAGAUUCUCAAUGAAAUUACUAUUACCCAAUGUGGAUUGGGGUUCAGUAGGAUGAAUACUGAAAGCAUUUUUGUUAAAUAUACUUAUUUAUCAUUGAUCAUUUCUUCAUUAGUUUUGUAUGAUCAUCACGUUAAAAAAAGUUCUAAAUUAUCCCAUUAUACUAGUGCAUUAAUGGAUUAUUCAUAUUUUAAUAAUGUCAACAAAACUUAUAUUUAAUUGCUUGGAUUUAAAUUCAGAGGAUUACUUAGUGAUUAGUCCUCCUCUCUGUUAGGGAGGAUGAAAAAAGCUUCUGAACAGAAAUCAACAGGAAAUAAUGUUAAGUCUAAUGUUCUCAACGAACAACAACGUGUACAAAAGAAAACUUUCACUAAUUGGGUCAAUGCAUGUUUGCAAAAGCUACCUGACCCAAUUCAUAUCAAUGAUCUUUUCAAAGAUAUUGGUGAUGGAACUACUCUUAUUCAUCUUCUUGAAGUAUUAUCAGGAGAAAAAUUGCAAAUUGAAAAUCCUCGUAUUCUACAAAGAGCUCAUAAACUUAGCAACGUUCGUAAUGCUUUAGAUUAUUUAGAAAAAACAUGUAAAAUAAAACUUGUAAAUAUCAAUCCCGCAGAUGUGGUCGACGGGAAACCAGCGAUUGUUUUAGGUCUUAUAUGGUCGAUCAUAUUAUUUUAUCAAAUUCAAGGUCAUCAGAAAGUAUUAAAAGAUGCAUUGAAAUCUCGUCGUAAAAGUCUCUCGAAAUCAAUCGAUUCUGAUGCCACUGGAAAUGUUAGUAGCAAAUCUGAAGAGACUAGUUUAUCUGAACAAGUGGAUAGUACAAAAAGUGUAACCGGUUCCAGGACUCGACAAGCUUUAUUAACUUGGGUUGAACAGUCUUUUCGUUCCCAUAAAUCAACAUUAGAAAUUAGAGUUACCGACUUCGGUUCAUCUUGGCGUGAUGGUAAAGCAUUUUGUGCUUUGGUGCAUAACAUUAAUCCAAGUCUUAUUGAUAUGGGUGAAGUUAUGCAUCGAAAAAAUCGUGAGAAUUUAGAAUUUGCUUUCAACGUAGCUGAACAAAGACUUGGUGUACCAAAAUUACUAGAUCCUGAAGAUGUUGACGUAGAUAAACCGGAUGAACGUUCAAUUAUAACAUAUGUAGCACAAUUUAUUCUAAUCGCUAGUUCACAUCCACCUAAGAUUAAAUCAAGAUCUGGUUCACGUCGAUCAAGUACUAACAGUUCGGAAAAACUACAAUCGCAACAGAAAUUAAAAGCAGCAAAUAUCGACAUGAAAACUGAAUCUAAAACAGAAAAUGAAUAUCAUGCAGCACUUAGAUUAGCUUCAUUUGAACCUGACCCUGAAAUUGACCCUGCAUUAAUCUUGAAUGCAUCAACUACUGCUAAUUUCCUGGAACGUCGUCGUGCCAGACGAGCAAGUUUAAGUGGUCCACAAACUAUGGAUGAUGAAGCACUACAUAAUCUAAUUUUAGCUACAAGUCCUGUAAGUUCUGGGACUGGUGGUGCUUCUACACCUACAGACGAUGCAGCUAUUGCAUUAUCUUCAUCAACACCAGGUUAUACGCGUACUACUAUGUCAGGUUCUCCAUCUCCUCCUAGUUAUAGUACAUCACCACAUCGAUCUGGUCGUGCACGUUCAUAUGCUGGAUUACGUUUAUGUCGAGUAGCUAAAAAUGUAUCAAAAUGUCGUGCAAUUGCAAAUAUUCGUGUAACAGCUGAACCACCUCGAGCUACACGUCAUAUUGUUCCCGUUCUACAUUUAGGUGGAGAGGGUAAUGAACAAACAGAAGCGGAAAAAGAACGUGUUCUAUUAAUUACGAUUAAAGAAUUAAUUGCUCGAGUUCGACAUAAUCCAAUUGAAUCACAAGAUUUUCUCACUGAAUUUGAAAGUUUUCUCCAAGCUCAACUUGAACAUGAAAAUAUGGCUGCUUAUAUUCGUGAGCUUGAUGAUAGAAGACGUCAAGGUUUAUUACUUGGCCUAAGACCAGAAGAAUUAGAACGUGCUGAAGCCGAAUGGAGCCGAGUGAAACCUGAACUUGAUGAAUGGCGUUGGCGUUUAGAUAAUGUUCUACCAGGUGAAUGGCGUCAAGUUGGUCAAUGGUUGUCAAAAUUAGAAAAAUGUCUAAUAACUGAUGCAUUGAUAGCUUCACAACUUGGUCUGGAAUUAGCUCCAGAAGCGAAAAAUUUGACUCAUGAAGAACGUGCAACACGACUUCGUAAUUGCUUAAACGAACAUGAAGAUAUUUUCAAUAAUAUUGAAGAUUUAAAUCAUUUAAUUAAUAAAUUAAGUGAAGAAAAUGAAAAAUUAAAUGAAAUUGCUCAAGAUGCUACAACAUCAGAUGUAUUAACUACAUUACCAAUUCGUUUACCACAAAUUAUUGUUGAUUCAUUGAAAUCUCGUUUUAUCACAGCUUAUUUAAAUGGUCAAUUAACUAAACGACGUUUAGAACGUUUAGUGUUACGUUGGGAUUUAACACAUAAAAUAACUAUAAUACGUGAACAUUUAAUUAAUUGGCAAACAAUUAAAUGUAAAGAGACAUCUGAAGUAGAUUUACAUAUUAAUGAAAUUAAAGAUUAUCUAUCAUCCAUGAAUAUACCUGAAGAUAUGGAUACUGGCUUGGAUAAGCUUAAAGAAUUAGCAUUAGAACGCGAUGAUAUUGCGUGCCAAAUUGCUGAACAACGUGAAAAAUUGGAAGCCAAUGCAAAAUUAUCAGGUCCUAUGGUAAAUCAACAAGCUUCCGUUAGUACCGGUGGUGGAGCAUUCAUUUUAACUGACUAUGCUGAAACUGAGCGAAAAGAAACUAAUUUCUUUUUAACUUCACUUAAUACACGUUGGAAAGAUACAUGGUCGGAUCUAUUGAAUAUACAAACACAUUUAGGCGAACUUUCUGUUAAAUGGAAUCUAUACGAAACGGAAAAAUUACAUCUAAGCAACUGGUUAACGGAAGUGAGGAAACUACUUGCCGAUGAGAGUACAAGUGCUGAAGAACGUGAAAAAUUAUAUAAUGAUUUAAAAGAAUGGCGUACACGUGUGUCGGCUCUAAAUGAUCUUGGACAUGAAUUAAUGCAUAGCUGUGAUAUAACAGCAUCAUCUAUUUUAGAUAAUGAAUUGAAGAAUAUUAAUAAAAAUUGGACUGAAGUUACUACUGAAGUUAUUAAAUUUGUCGAUUUAGAUCAUGCUGAAGAAUUAAAAAAUCGUAAUUCUGAAGCUAUGCUUCGAUUGAAUGCAUUCAUCAAAUCAACUGAACUUUUAUUGGUCUCUGAUUUUGUUCUACCAGAGACUACUGAUUUAGAUCAAGCUCAUUCAGCUACAGCUAAUUAUCGUCAACAGUUAGAAGAAGCUCGUAAACAAUUACUUGAAAAAGCUCGAAGUGAUUAUUUGGAAGCUUUAAAAGCUGCUGAGGAACUAAUGUCAGCUGCUAAAGCUGGUCAAGCGGAUAUGGAACAAGCUGAAGCUGUUAUGGCAGCGGUUCGUGCUGCUGGUGAAAAAUUAGAUCGAUUAGCUAAUUAUUCUGUUCAAGCAAGAUUAGAUGAAGUUGAAGCAGCAACUAAGAAAGCUGUAGAAUUAGCUCUUCAACUAGCUCCAAUUAAUGAUUGGGCUCAAGAUAGUGAAGUUUCGACGGAAAUAUUAAAUUCUGGGUCAAUUGAAACUAAUCUCGAUUUAACUAAUUUAACAACAGAAGAAGCUAUGUCAAAGUUGAAGGGUCAUUUCACAGCCUUAGAAGAGCAUGAAAAAGCUUUACUUGAAGCUGAGAAACGAUUGAAUGAUUUAAAGGAAUCUGGUCUGCAACAUAUUGAUAUUAGUCAAUUGGAAUUAGCUACUGCGGAAGCUCGUCGUAAAGUUGAAGCUAUGCGUACUGUGGCUAAAUGUUAUGAAAAUGAGUUAGAUAGACGGAAAUCAGCUGAACAAUCAUUUUCAUAUGCUAUAGUAAAUAUAACUGAUUGGUUAGACGAAGCAGAACGUCUAUUUCAGACUGAUGUAUCAUUUGAUUUUGAAGAACAAUUGCCUAAUACAGAAGUUAUUCAAGAUAAAUUAAUUGCAAAUGAAGAAUUUUUAAGAAAAACACAAACAGCUGGUCAAGCUUGUUUAGUUGAAUUGAAUCGAAGUUAUGAUAGAUUAGUAGAAUUAUUCUCAGGUAAUGAAGAAGAUAUGGUUGAAAAUUCUGCUAAUCCAAUUAUUCAACCAGAUGAAGUUAGUAUGAAUAUAUUGUUGGAAGCAGCAAAUCAAGUGACUAAAUUCCGUGAUCGAUUUGAUGAGUUGAUGUCUAAAGCUACUCGACGUCAAUAUGAACUUAAAUAUGCUUUAUUAGAAGCUCGUCUACGUGAACAAUUAGAUAAUACUAAUAAAAUUUUAAAUGAUGAAGAAUUUCGAAUGACAUCUGGUGAACAUUUGGCUAGUAUAUUGUCUGAUCAUGAGUCUUCAUUUAAAAAUUCAGAAUUUUAUACUAUUUGUGAAAAUAUACUACGUGAAAUGCGUGAAUUAGAUGAACAAAUGUCUUGUUUAUUUCAAAAUGAUGCAAAUUAUUAUAGUAAACGUACAACACAGUUACUACAAGAAUAUAAUUUAUUAACUGAACGUGUUGGAAAAAUAGCUGUGAGAUUACGUAAUCUACCGGAACAAUGGGCUGAUUUUGAUGAUAAAUUAAAUCAUUUAUUAGAUUGGACAAAUGAAGUUGAAAAAUUAUUUAAUCAUUUACAAAGUGAUCCAUCUAAUACAAAGAAUAGUGAUGAAAAAACUGCCAUUGAAUUAGCUUCACGUUAUCGUGCUAUGUUGUCGAGAUUUGAAGAAAUGACUGGUAUGGUUAAUGAACAGAAUGCAUUAGCUGAUAAAUUAAAUUUAAUGUUAGUUGAUUUAUCAUUAGACGGUGGUGUAUCAGCUGGAGAGAUUGCAUCAAAACGAGCUGCAUUAACCGCUGCAUUAGGAGCGUUGAAAGAUUUAGGCAGUGAAAUGGAUUCUGUACUAACUCGAGCUCCAUUAAUAGCUGAGACACUGGAAUUUCGUGCCAAUGCAGUAACAGAACGUAAAAAAGCAAUUGUUGUUCGUGAAGCAUUUGAACAAGCUGUACAAGAAGAUGCAGAAAUGUUGCCAAAUGAUUUGGAAUCAAUUAAACGUAUAUUAGCUGAACGUGAAGCUAUGGUAGCUAGAUUAGCUGAAGAAAGAGAUGCUAGUUUAUUAGCUAUGAUUCAACGUGGAUUAAGUGUUAAAACUGAUGAAAUGUUAGAUUGGAUUGAACCAUCUAAAAAUGAAUUAAAAGCUACUUGGGCUGAAGUUGAUAAAGUUGCUGAAACUGGUUUAAAAUCUUUACGUCAAACUGCUGAAGCAUUUGAAGCAUUUGAAGAACACAAACAACGUAUUGCAAAUUUAUUAACUGGUACAAAACAUUUAAUUAAUGGUCAUGCAAGUGCAUCCACUACAGCCGCAUUUACUAUGGCAUUAAUUGGUAAAGAUGGUACGAUUGAUAUUGAUAAUGUUACUAAUGCAUUACAUAUUGAUGAUGAAACAAAAUUAUGGGCUAAUUCUUCAUUAGCAUCUGGUGUUGCUGGUGUUAUUGUAGCAAGUGUUGAAGAAGCAACUAAAGCUGGUCAAGAAGCUGUACGUGUUCAAACAGAUGCAAUUCUAGCACAAUUAGAUGCAUUAAACAAUGCAGAAUCAGAUUUAAAAGCAUUAAUAGCUGCUGCACAAACUAUGAAAAUGCGAUCAACUCCAGAACGUGCUUCAGAAUUAGAUGCAACAAUUCAAUAUUUAGAAAAUCAACUUAAUACAGCUAAACAAGAAUUAAAUACUAAAUUAGCUAAUUUACGUGCAGCUAAUGGUAAAUGGGAAGUAUUUUAUACAAGUACAAGUGAAGUUGACAAAUUACUUAAUAAUUCUGAAUUAAAUUUAUCCAAUAUAACUAGUGUACAACCAUUAGCUAAAGGUAAUUUAAAUGUUACUGAAUUAGGUUCUGCUGAAUCAUCAGCUAAAGCUGCUGCCGCUGAAUUAGCAUUAUGGUAUGCAUCAGUAAAUAAUUAUUUAAAAGAUUUACAAUUAUCUGAACAACGUUUAUUAUCUUUAAAUGUUAUUUUUAAAGAAUUAACACAUUAUUCACCAUUAGAUACUACUGAAAUAAAUGAUAAUAAUAAUAAUUCAUCGGAAUCAUUAGUAAUUAGUUCAGAAAUAUCUAAAGCACAAAAUAAAAUUCUUAGUUUAUAUCGAAGACAAAAAGCAUUACAAAUUGCAUUUAAUCAACAUUCACAAUCAUUGAAUACAUUAAAAGAUUAUUUAUCACAAUAUCUUAAUCUUGUGCCAAAUAUUGAUAAAUAUUUAACAGAAAUAGAUAAUAUUGCCAAAACAUUAUCAUCAUCAUCAUCAUUUAUUAAUUCAUUGGAUGAUUUAAUUAAUUUACGUAAUGCACAUCAGGCACGUCAAAUUGUACAUAAAUCAAAAUAUACAGAAGAUCGUAAUCAACUACUAUGGUUGGCUAGUAAUUUAACUAGUUGGUCACAUUUAAAAGAAGCUAAUGAAGCGUUACAAUCGCGUUGGGAAAGUGUUAACUAUUGGUUAAUUGAGGAAUCUCAAUAUUUAGAUGAUUUAUUUAAUAUGUGGACAGAAUGGAAUAAAGAAGCUGAUCAGUUUACAUCACAAAUAACUAAUAUAGAAAAAGAUGUAGAACAAGAAUUAAACAAUAUAAUCAAUGAUAUAACUAAUCAAAACUCUAAAGAUUCAUCUACUGAUCCAAUUAAUAAUAAUAAUACCAGUGACUUAGAUUCUAAAGUGAAUAAAGCUAGUGCAUAUCAAGAUCGUCUGUUUGAUGCUGAGUCUUAUUUGAAAGCGUUCAGUUUUAAAACAGAAAAAUUGUUAAAACGAAUUUUAGCACAAACUCAAAUACAAUGUCGAACCUUAUUACCAGUGGAUACGGCAAAAAUAACGAAAUCUACUGAUCAAUUGUCAUCAUCAUUAACAGUAUCCACAUUCAAUGACACUAAUAAUAGUACACAAUUCACUAAUAUUGCUAUCAGUCCACAUAGUAUAGCAAUUAAAUAUCGAGAAUUAGAGGAACAUUUAAAAUGUGUACGAAUACAAUGUGAAAAAUUAAAUAAUGAAUUAGAAAAUCAAUUAGAUGCACGUGAUCGUUUAUUUCGUGAUACAGAUAGACUAUUACAAUGGAUUAUGUCUGCAGAGAAACGUAUGACAAAGCUUACACGAAUUUGGGUAGCAGCAAGGCCACCAAUUACAACGAAUAAAUCCUAUGGCGUAUUACAUAAACCAUCUUCAAUUAUGAAACAACGAAAUGAUCAAAUUGAUUCUGAUAAACAACAAUUAAUUGGUGUUGACUUAUCAGAAGCAUAUGAACAAUUAAAAACUUUGCAAAUUGAAGCUACUGGUCCACGAAUGAUUGCUUUAAAAGAAUUAGCUAAUCAAAUUGAAGGUGAAGACGUGGAUUUAAAUGAUUUAUACAAUAAAAUGGGUAGUCGUCCAGGGAGUAAUAGACCUGGAAGUAAUCAUAGUAGACCUACUAGUGAUCGGUCACGUAGUCGACGUUCUGUUUCAUUUGAUUUAUUAGGUAAGGAAAAUAGUUUUGAUUCAACUACAAAUGAUGAAAUUAAUCGUCAGUUACAUGAACGUUUAAUUCGACUUUUAAGUAAAUUAAAUCGUCUUAUCAGUCAUCUUAAUCAACGUACAAUACUUUGUCGUUUAACUAUUGAAUAUGAAUAUUGUCGUCAAAAUUGGAUACAAGAGAUUAAUUCAUUGAAUUCACGUUUAAAAACAUUUGAAAAUAAUUCAGUUGUUGUAGAAUUAAAUGUAGAUAAGAAGAAAAAACAUUCAUCGAAUAAAUCUAUUGAAGAUGAUAGAAAACCAUCUGUUCAAGAAAAUGAAGACUCUGUAGAACAACAACAUAAUGAAGAAGAAAUCAAUAAGGAUGAAGUCAGUAUAGGAGAAAAUGUCACAGAAUCUACAAAUUUAACUCACCAUGACGAUAAUUCUAUUCAGACUACCACUAUUACUACUACUACUGACACUAGUAGUAAACAGCCAAUUACUUCAAUUGAUCUAUUUCAAUCUGCCGCAGAUGAUGCUGAACGUAUAUUAUUUCGCAAACAAACAAUACAAUCUGGUAUUGUCUAUCAAUCAGAAUAUAAAAAUUUAAAAGAUGAAAUUGAUAAAUUAAAACAAUUAAUCAAUAAUUGGCAAGUUACAUUAGAUUUUACACGAUCAAAUAUCAUUGAAAAUGAAUUCGAUGAAACACCGAAUGAUUCGAAUUUAAUUGGACCAAAAGAACUUGAUGUGGCUGUUGUUUCAGUUGGUCUUAUGUUUGUCACUAAUAUUGAUUUGAAUUGGUCAUUUAGUACUGGAUUCAGUACUACUACUUCAAUGACAACCACAACGAGUGCUUUAACCACUAGCACCACUACCACCACCACGACAACUACUUCAGGUGGUACCAUAAUCACUUCUGAUCAGUCGACAAUACUACAGUUAGAACCAUUUAGUUUUUUUAUAGAUAUUGCUAGAUUAUCUUCUGAAUGUGAUAAAUUACAUGGAAAAUUAAAAGCUAAUUUAUUACAUGUGAUUGGUGUAUGUGAAAAUUGGCAACAAUUAGUUGAAGCACGUGAUAGAUUAUUAGAACAAGUUAAAGAUUUACAAUAUCGUUCAUCAGGAGCUUGUUAUACAGUUAGUCAAUUAGGUGAUCCAUCAAAAACCGAUAAACCUAUUGGUAUACGUUUGACACGUUUAGGUCAACAGUUAUUAAAUUGGCAAGUUGAAUUAAAUUCGGCUGGCACUACUACAGAUGAUGUGAAUGCAUUACAAACUGAUGUUAGUAAUAAUAAUAAUGAUAAUAAUAAUACUGAUAAAACUAAUUUACCAAGUGAAGCUGCCACUAUAGUUCAAAGAUUAAGUGAUCUUCGACGGGCAGGUGAACGAAUUGUUGGAUUAAAUCCAGCCCGUGGUCCGAAUGUUGAUAGUUUAUACAAUACAGCUGUACAAACAGUACGUUUGUGUGCAAUUUCUCUAGGUGAAAUUGGUCGACAUAGUAUACUAUUAUUUCAAGCAUUAUCAAAACGUUCAGAAUGUUUGCAUCAAUUGACAGAAUUUCUUGAUGAAAUUGAAAAACAAAGUGGUCUUAUUCCAGCUAGUGAACAUCAGUCAGUUUUCGGUAAUACAAAUUCAACUGAACAAAGUCAAACGAUUACAGAUGAUCAACAAAUUAAUAUUUCUGAUAAAAAUGUUAAACGACCAAUACCUGAACAAAUUGCAUCACAAUUCACAAUGUUUGAAUGUAUGGAUCUAUGUAGAUUGUUAAGUGUGGAUAAUGUCAAAGAGGUAGAACAACAACUGACACCAUGUCAAAUUGCAUUAGAUUCAUUAAUGAAUAAACAAAAUACAUAUUUUAUACAAUUAAAUCAAUCAUCUUCAUUAGCAUUACAGACAUUUAAUGAAUUUCAAACAGAAAUAUGUAGAUAUAAUAAUAAUAAUAAAAUUGAGGAUAUGGAUGAAGAACAUAAACUAUCCGAGAAACAAAUAAAAUUAGAUCCAUUUCGUGAUGCAAUAAUUAAUCGUUGGCAACGAUUACAUUUUCGUUUAGAAACUAUCAUACAACAAUUAUAUAUUCGACGUAGUGCAUUUAUAUAUUUAGAAGAUGGUUUUAAACAAUUAGAAUAUUGGAUUGAAACAAAUGAAUUAAAAAUAGAAACAUGUAGUUCACAAUUGGCAGCGAAUGCAGCGACUUCUGCUAUCCUAUCGCCAUUUAAUCUUCAUUCAAUAUUGCCAACUGAUGAACAAUUAAAGUAUACUGAAAAUCCUCAAUUAAUUCUUGAUACAUUUAAUACAGAAGUUGUUUACUACUCAAAUUUAUUAAACAGUAUAAAUGAUCGUAUCGAAGCUGAUUUAGGAGAUCGUGUAUUAUUGAGAAAAACAUUUGAUAAUUUAGAAUGGCGUUUACAUAAAUUACAAAAAUCUUCAAAUCAUUUAUUACAACAAUGGAAUGAAGAAUAUGAAAGAUGUGAACAGUUAAAAGUUGAUCUACAUCAAUUUAAUGCCCUUCUAGAAUCAAUUAGUAAAGAGUUAACAUAUUGUUUUGAUCCUGCUAUUUGUAAUGCUGAAGAGGAUCCAAAUAGUGUUACGAUGGUACAAUAUAGCCUCACUGAUAUACAAAGUAUUAAUAUACAAGCAAAUAAUUAUUUAUUACAAUUAUGCAAAGCACAGUGCAUUCGUCAUAAUCUUGCACGAUUACGUGAUCGUUCAUUAUGGUUACAUGAUAGAGCUCAUUUAUUGGCCAUUGGACCAAGUCGUUAUCAUCAUCGUUCUAUUCAACCAUUAAAAAUAACUCAACAAGAAGCGAAUUUAUCCACCAAUAAUGAGAAUACAUCUACUGAACUAUUUACUGCAUCUGUUCUAUUAGAAAGUGAAUCAGUCUCUUUAAAUCAUCGUUUAUUAGGUUUAGUUGCAAGAUCUACAAAAUCUGUGCAUAUUUUACAUUCAAAAAUUAGUCAUAUCUUUUUUGAUGCUAUACAAAAUUUUCAUAAUUGGUUUGAUGAUUUACAUUCAAGAGUAAAUGAAAUUCAUUCAGCUACACUUCCAAUGCAUAUUAUAACAAAACCAAAUGAUUCAAAGCAACUAUUGACUGAUACAAAUCAAUCAGUGGGAAUUUUAUCCGUAGAUGUGUUGUCAUCUAAUUUGAAUACAAUUCGUGCAACUGUAGAAGAUUUAUCUAAGAAAGUUCAAUGUGAAUCUAAACUUGACAUUUUAAAAGAAUUAGCUAAAAUAAUGCUACGUUCAAACUAUAUAGACAUCGAGCCUAGUUUAUCUGAUCAUAUAAAAGAUGAUGAGGUUGACGAUGCGGACGCUCAAGUGAAGAAUGAAAAACAACCAUCAGUUGAUGGUUUGCAGACAUCACUGCCAACAGCUGAAUCUCUUUUACAGUCCGUUGAAGAUAAAGUCGAACAAUUCACUAAAGUAGUAGAAACAACUGACAAUAAUCCACCUUCAUCAUUAUCAAUAUCAUUAUUAUUAACAAAACUCAACUCCUCUGAUGCUUCUUCCAUCUUUAUGGAAUCUGAUAAUUCAAUAAGUCAAUUGCUUCGAUUAUGGGACAGUCAAUUAACCAAUAUGUAUAGUGAAUUGAAACAGAUCGAGUUGAAGCUUGAUGCGGCACAAAAAGUUGCUAUACAGUCUAAAGAAUAUGAAAUUAAAUUAUCCGAAAAUGUGAUUAUUUAUGAAGAACGAUUUAAGCAAAUUAUUUUAUGGCAACAAUCCAUUACUAUUGAAUCGUGUAAAAUUCGUCUUAAUAAAUUACAAGAUUUACUUGUCCAAUUAAACGGGAAUAGUACUGAAUUAAAACAAGCUCAUGAAGCAUUUAAUCAAUUAGUUAAAUUAUGUAAUCUAUCAUUGUUUCAUGAGUUCAAUAAUCAAUCAACCGAUUCCAUUAAUCAAAACGAUAGUCCUGAGAAAUUAAAUGAAAGAUUUAUUUAUAAAUCUACUGUACUAACGGAAAUUGAGUCUAGAUUAAAUGUUUUACAGUUAUGUUUGGAAAAGGCUAUUAAUCAUACUAUUGAGGUGACUUCUGCCUUAGAAACUCAACAACGUACAUGCAAUGAUGCGAACAAUUGGAUUGAAGAUGUUACAAGUCAACUUCAUCAGAUUAUCACAGAAAGACAAGAAACACCAACUAAUCGUGAUACUGCUCAAAAAUAUCUUGAUUUAAUACAUAACCUCAAUGAAAUAUCUGACGAUGGACGUGCAAAAAUACAACUAGCUCAAAAUACCAUUGAAAUUGCAUGUAAUUUGAUUUUAACAUCGGAAUCAUUCUACAAUAAAAUUAAAAAUAAUUAUAGUUUGCCACCUAAGAUGGAACAAUCAAUCAAUAAUGAUCAAACCAAAUUAGAUGAAUCAAAAUCAAUAGAAUCAUUUACAGAGAAUGUAUUAUCAUUUCAUUCUACAUUUAUAUCAGAAUUCAAUGACCAAUUAUUAAAUUUCUCAUCUAUGUUAAAUAAUCGUUUCAAUGUUUAUUUAAAUGAAAUUGGGACCGUUUUAAAUGAAAUACAACUUGACUUAAAUCAAUGGACGUCUUAUGUUGAUUCAAAAUUACGUUUAGAAAAAUGGUUGAACAUGGUGGAAUUUGAUUGGAAAGUGAAUCAAUUAACUGAUUCAGAUGAAGUCGGAGAUAAUUUGACGAGUAAAAUGUACUUUGUUACAUUAUACAAACAACGAUUACAGGAUAUUGAUUCCCAUGAAAGUCUUCUUAACACUGUAAUUAGUUGUGGAAAUCAGUUCAGUCGAAGAAAUUCAGAUAAUAUGAUUAGUACUACUGCUACUACUACUAAUAAUAAUGAUCAAGUAGUUCUUCCUACUGAAGAAAUUCAAAAUUUUCGAAAACGUUUUGAAUCACUUCAGAAUUUCGUAAAUACACGUUUAAAAUUACACCAAAAUCGUUUAGAAAGAUAUAAAAAAUUUAUGGAACAUAAUCAGAAAUUUGAAGAAUGGCUUUCUAAUACAGAGACAAAACUUACUUAUAUGAUAGAAGAUAUCGUUGCAAGAAUUGAACAUUUAAUUCCAGAAAGUGAAUCCUAUUCUAUUACAUCAAAUAAUGAAUACAAUUCGGAUGUAUCAAUAGGGACUCAAUUUAUUAAUAAAGAUAAUAAUCUAUCAAUAUACAUUGAAAAGAUUGAUAAAUUAUGGUUAUCUAUCAUGAAUAAUGCUGAAAGUCAAUUAGACACAUUAAAUUCAUUAUUUCUAUCAAUUGAAAAAGAAGUAGAACAUCCAGAGAACUUCCAAAUAAAGAUUACUAACUUUAAAAAUCAUAUAUUUCUUAAUUUAAAACAAAAAAUUAAUGAUCUUGUCAAAAAUUUAAAAGAAUAUCAACAUUACAAUGAAGAAUUUUUAAAUCAACUGUCAAGGUCACAAACUUAUAUGAAUAAUCAAGAAAAAAGAAUUAUUCAAUUUUCAACACGACAAUUAUGUAAUUCUAUGCCAGAUUCAAUAAUGAUGUUAAUUGGUAGUGAUGGUAUAGUGAAUUUACCUGAUAAUUUAGAUGGUAAAUUAUUUUAUGUUCAAACAUUAAAACAAAUUUCAAAUGAUUUAAAUCAUUCAGAAUGUUCUAAUUCCAUUCAAUUGUUACAUGAUUCCCGGGAACAAUUAAUUUCAAUAUUGAAUAGAAUUAAACAAACAAGUUUAUCUCAACAAAAUAUUCUUAUAAUAAAUAAUGAUUAUUUAGAUAAACAUUUAAAUUAUAUAAAUAAUCAUUUGAAAAGAUUAAAGAAAUAUUGUGAAGAUUUAACACAAUGUUGGCAAUUAGCAGUAGAUAAUCAUUUGAAAUUUCAAGAAACGUUUCAAUCAUGUUCAAUGGAAUUUCAAAUGAUCAAAUCAGAGUUUAUUGAAGGUUGUCCAUUUAAUGAUGAAAUGGAAUUAACUAAUACAUUAAAUAAUAAUGAUAAUAAUAAUCAUGAAAUAUCUUCGAAAACAAAAUGGAAUAGAACUGAUCAAAUUUAUCAUCAUUUCUUAGGAUGGUUAUCAAAUUUAAUGAAUAAACUUGAUCGAUUCACUGUAAUAUCUUAUCAAUCUUGUAUAGAAUUAUUACAACUUACUUCAUUAACAACUAGUUUAAAAGGAUAUAAUUUAAUGAAUGAACAAUUAAUUGAAUUAAAAAAAUCAGCUGAUCAAUUAUCAACUGAUCUUGUUGAAUUAUAUCAUCGAAUUGAAUUAACAAUGAUUGAACAUUUAAAAAUGGAUCAAGAGAAAUAUGAAUUAAAAAAUUGGUUAAAUGAACAUGAAGAAAAAUUAAUUGAAUUAAAUAAACCAUUAGAAGUGGUUUUAUCAUUUGAUAAUAUCAUUUCAUCAUCAUCAACAUCAUCGGAAUCUUUGAGAUCAUCUUUAUUUUCAUUAAAUGCAAUUUUAUCAUCAUGGUCUAUGUUAAUGAAUGAAAGACAAUCAAUUUUACAAAGUUUCCGACGAGUAUUCCAGAAUCUAUCUUCACGCAGUCAACACUUAAGAUCAUUUGAAGAACGUCAAUCUUUAGUUAUUUCAAAUUAUACAACUUACAUAGUCGAUCGUGUAAAUAAAUCAGUCAUUUCUGAUGACAUCAAACAAAUUAUUUCUAAUGUAUCAAAUAUUGAAUUGAACACAGAUUAUAGCAAUUUGAUAAAUUAUAACAAAGAGUUGAUAAGUAAAACUGAAAAAAUCAUUAAUCAAGACACUGGAUUUAAUUAUCUAGCUCAGUCAUUAUUAUCUGAGAUCAAUACACUCUCAGAUAAUCUUCGUAUUCUGGAAGAAGAUUUUUGCGACAUGAAAUCUCAUAUUGUGAUGGAUAAUAAUAAUAAAUCAGUGGUCAAUUCACAAGAGUUGGUAUGGACACGUGAUCUAGUCCAGUAUAAAAUCAAUGAAUUAAAUCAACAAACACGAGAUGUUUCCUUAAAGAAUAUCCACGAAAAAUUGAACAUACUCGAAGAGAUGUUCAAUAGUUUAAUUAGUUUAAAUAAUCCAGAGAAAAAUUUGGCAAGUGAAUUAAUUAUUUCAAUGAAAAAUCAAUUGAGUAAAUUAACCGAAAGAAUUGAUCAACAGUCAGCUUUAUUAUCUUUGAUACUUAAUCAAAUGAAAGAUAUGUCUGAAAAGAUCGUUCAACAUAAAGAAUGGUUUUCUCACUUGCUGAUUAAAGUAGAAUCAAUUGAAACGGAGUUACCUGUUGACUUAGAGUCUAAAAAGACAUUAUUAGUACAAUAUCAGGAUAUUCUAACUGAAACUACGGAACACAUUUCAGAAAUAAAUGUCAUCUUAAAAGAUUGUUGCUGUAACACUGCUACAUCAUUUGUUUCUGAGAAAUCAGAAAAAAUUACUGAAGAGUCAACAGAUCUCAAUUUGAAUCCAUUAUCACAUCCAGUUAAAAUGUAUCCUGUUGAUGUUCAAUUAGUCAAAAGUUUAAAAUCACUUCAUUAUGAUAUGAAUCAAGCAUUGGAAAGAGUAAAUUUAAAUGUAACUCGAUGGAAGCGUGCUAUAACUCGGCAUGAGAAUUUAAUUGAAUCUUUGAAAAAUCUUGAGAUAAUUUUAACAAGAUGUAUUGCUAAUACUUUCUAUUGUGCUAAGUAUAUGUUGAAUUUAGAGAUGGACAUGAAUGAUGAGACUACACUGCUUAGAUUUCCUGUAAGUAGUGUACUUUCUAAAUGCGUAAAUAUUAUACAAACACAUGUCAGUACAGAUUUAGAUGAAGUCAACAGAUUAUUGGAUGAGAUCAACUUGACUUAUGAUAGUGUCGUACAAGAUACAUGUCCAGAAAACAUGAAUAUCAUCAAAUUACAAAUUAGGAAAGAUCAAAAUCAGUUUACAAAUUUAGAACAUAAAAUACACACAUUACAAGCUUAUUUAACUAAUCUCAAUGAUCGUAUUGAGUUAUUCACAUCCAUUGAUAAUAAUUUGAAUGAACGAAUCUACAGUCUUUCUAAUCGUCUUAAAUCUGAAAGUAUGAAUUUAUGUUCAACUCAAAUUCAAGAAAUUAAAAGAUAUCUUAAUAUUUGGCGUGGAAUUAUUGAGAAAUUCAAACAAAUCCAUCAAGAUUAUAUAAAUGAAUUCAAGCCUUUAAUCAAAGAAUUUCAACACUUGAAAGUUGAGCAUUUACAGUUUUUAGAAUUGUAUCAGAAAAAUUUCUCAUUUGAAUCUAAAUCAGUUACAAAUGAGGAUCAUUGUUUGCUGGAACAAUUACCUACCAUUGAAUCAAUCACGAUUCAAUCUAUUUUUGAAGAACGAAAUAAUAAACUGCUAGAGAUUAUUGAAUUUAUUAAUGCGGUCAUUAAAUCAAUCGAUGUCAUCAGUUCCACCUGGUCUCAAUCUGAACGAAAAUUCAUUCAUUGUCGCUCUUGGAUUAAUGGACUAUCAAAAAAAUUCAUGCAAAUUUCUCAAACCAACUUGAAAACUGAUAUUACUACUACACCUAACACUUCAGAUGUAGGGGAAGCAGUAGUAACUGAACCCAGUAACCAGUCGUCACCAGUAUCGCCUUCUGGUCAUAUUUUAAAUCAGUUAGAUCAAUACACAGCUCAAACUUGUUUAUCACUUCUAAAAGAAUUUCAAACUGAACUGAAUCAAAAUAAUCUAUAUUUUGAUGAAUAUCGCAAUGCAUUGUACAAUGUUCAAUCGUUAGAUUCAACGAUCGACUCUUUGUUUAAUAUAUUCAAACAAUUUGAUGUUGACAUUAAUGAUGAUUUAAAAUCGAAUCAUUCUAAUUUAAUACAAAAAUUAAGCGAAGAACUUGAACAGUUUCAAAUGAGUUGGGAACAAUUACAAACUGAAGUGAAUACUACACACCAAACGAUGUAUCAACAUUUAAAACAAAUGGAACUAUUUAAUUGUAAACAAUUAUCUCUACGUAAAUUACUCACAGAAAUUGAACAAAAAGCUUGUCUAGGACCUUGUUCAACUACUAGUGUGGUGGAUUUUAAUGAAUUGGAAAAGGAUACAAUGAAUUGUUUAAGUGAACAAUAUGUUGAUGAAGUUGAUAGUAAUAAUAAUAAUCAAGGUGAAAAUAGUUAUGUUGUCAUCUUUGACAAACUUAUGAUUGCUCAACAAAGUAUUGUGGAUUGGUGGGAGGCUUUCAUUCAACAAAUUGAAGAAGAAAUUCCUCGAAUCAAAGAUGAAUUGAAAACGAUUAACAGUAUUAUCUUUCCCACCCCCACUGGAUUACUGAAUCAAUUGUUACAUGUGGAAGAGAUCUUAGCCAAAGCUCAUGAAAUCCUAAACAUAAACAAAGAAGGUUUAACUGGUUUAAACGAUAUGAUUGAAGCUUGGAAGAAUUGGCAACAUUGGUGGUUUGUUGACAGUGAAGCAAAUACUAUUCAUGAUGAUCAUGUGAUUUUAUCGAUUCAAUGGAAUGAAUCAAUAUUUAUUGAUUUUUUAAAUCAAUUUUCAAUCAAUGUUAAAUUAUUAAUGAAAUUAAUUCAAUCAAAUAGCGAAAAACUCUACUCUCUGGAAAAAUUAGCCUGUACGCUUGAAGUUCCAAUAACACAGAGAAGAAAACAAAUGACAACAUCGACGGAGACAACAACAGUGGUAACACAUGAUGACGGUCGUAGUGGUCGUAGAUUAAUUGAAUUAGACAAUAUCACAUCUCGUUAUUCAGAAUUAGUUAAACGUGCUCAAGUGGUUGUUAAACAAACAGAUUCUUGUAGAGACUUAUUUAAUAAAUUAAUGUCUAAUAUUAGUUCAACUAGUGAAUGGAUCAAGCAAUUGGAACAGAACAUUUCAAAUUAUGCCAAUCUCUCUGGAGAUAGACAUGUUUUACAAACUAGACUUGAAUUAGUGAAAAAAAGACUUGAUUUAAACUUAUUGGACAAAGAAGCUAACGAUCGUUUCACUGAUAUGAAUAAAUAUGCUAUGAAUUGUUUUCAACAAUAUAUACCUAAUAAUCGUGAGAGUUUGGAAUUAAUUGAAAUUACUGACGGUGACAAAUCUCAGCAACUUUACGAGAGCUUUUUAACCAUACCUAUGUACUGUGUUAAACUGUAUAAAAUGUGGUUUGAUUGUCGUGAAAGAAUUGAAUUUAUCACUAAAUCUUUGUCAGAUUCUAUAGAGACAUGGCAGGUAUUUGAAGUAACAUGUGAUACUUUACAAUUUACUUGUCGUCGUAUUGAAAAUUGGUUGAAAGAACAGUCUACUUGGCUUGUGGAUGAACCGGAACAAAUUAACGAGAAAUUGGAAUUACUACAACUUAUUAAUGAUAGGUUGGAGGUGAAAUUCAGCAUAGAUGCUCCCAAAUACUGUGAUUUAUCUAGUAAGAGUCUGUCAAGUUGUCGACAUGAACAACAACGAAUUUUAGAAUUGCUGGAUGAGUCAGCAUCACAAGUUGAUCUUUUAAAUUCUACUCUCAAACGUCUACCUAAUCACCAUCAUCAGCUGUGCUCUGAAGAAUCAGCAACUCUGGAUGAGAACAAUUUGGAUAAUGUGCAUACAAUAACAACAACAGUAGAAAUGAAAACUGACUCGUAUGAUUUAGCUUUGAAUUGCAUAAAAAAUCUCAUGGUCACAUUUAAUUAUUUACAGAAAAUAACCAGAGAAAUGUCAGAUCUUUGGAAUACUCGUUUAAAACUUUUCACAGAAUGGAAUUCCAAAAUACAGAAUGCAGAAACUAAUUUGUCGAAGUUAUGUUUGCGUAUGGAAAAAAUAAAAGAACAAUUUAGUUUUUUUAGUGAAGAGUUAGAAAAGUCAACAAUAAUUUCCGACGAAAAUGAUAACAACGGAUCUUUUAAAACUAUUGAAGACAAUUUGAUGUUAGUAGAUGAUAUUAUGAAGGGGCGUGAAGUGAUUGGUGCUGAGUUUACUGAGUUACGCAGUCGUCUAUGUAAUUUAUCUACUUUCAUGAAUCAUAAUGGUCAUAAUAAUCGACAACAAAGAAUGGGAGAUCUACAGCGUAAUUGGGAAGAGUUAGGUAAUAAUCUAUUGAAUUUACAACGAACUCUUGAACACAAAACUACAAUUUGGACUGACUUAAUCUUACAAGUGACAAAUAUAUUCAAUUGGUUUAAUGAAUUUAGUGGGCGUAUGAAAGUAUGGCAUGAAUCUUGUCCAUGGCUGUCAAUGAAUACACCUACUGAACUUUCCGAUAUUUUAUCACCAAAUACUUCCAAAGAUUCUUCAAAGACUUCAAUAAUUUUAAAUGAACUCAAACGUCAUUCAAAAGAUACUAGUAAAUUCCUUACACAAUGUCAGUCUAAUUUGAAUUUAGCUCGCGCACAACAUUCGAAAUUGUUAUACUUCCAAUCAGAAUUAAAUAGUUCUCAGCGUCAGUGUACCGAAAUUCAAUCUGAUGCCUACAAUCAAUUGUGCAGCAUGAUGAAUGAAUCUAUUGAAACAAGUAAUCAAAUAGAAAAUCAUCUAGACACCACAAUAUCGAUUGGUAACAAGUUCAAAACGAAAUUAAAUCAAUUUACCAAGAACUAUGAAACCUGUUUGUCUUGUAUCAAUCAUAUCAAGACAGAAUUCGAUCAAUCCAUAAGUUCCAUACCAAAAUGUGAUGUAUUGAUGAAGUCUGAGGAAGAAAAUCAAGACGUCCAAUCGUUAAUUAAAUUACGCUGUCUUAUUUUAAAUAAUCUAGUUGAGCAAAUCGGUGAUGCUAAACAAUUAAAUGAUUUAUUAAUUGAUACAUUGAAUGAAAAGGUAGAAGACGUGAGUGGCCAAGUUGCAGAAAAAAAUCGAAAUCCAGAUCAAUAUGAUCAAAAUAAAGAUGGACAAAAUCUUAUUCAGAAUUUAGAAGAACUUUUAAAAGAAGCCAUUGAUCUUGAUUCUUUUUAUCAUUUAUAUGAUAUUAAUAAAUCAUCAUCGAAUGAUGUACAACAUUAUGCCUAUUGUAUUGCAAGAUAUUUAAUUUAUGAAUCAAUACAAUUACGAGAAAUGGUAUCACAUAAAUUAAUUACAAUUACCAAUGAAACAGAAGAACAAUUAAAGCUAGAUUCUAUGUUAAAUUAUUUUGAACAACAGUUGACGAAAUUUCAAGAUGAAAUGAACCAAAUUGUAGUUAAUUUAUCGGCUUACCGCUCAAAAUCAUUUGAUGAUAACGGUGAUACCAUUAUCACAUCAUUGAAAUCUUCAAGUUUAAAUGUUGACAAUUCUACUGCUUUGUAUUGGUUUCAUUUGAGACAAUCAGUAGAUAAUUGUGAAAAUCGAAUAAAUCAAUUGGAUAAUUGUUUACAAUGCAUGAUUGAUAUAGGUAAAGAUCACCUAUUGAAAAUUGAACAAGAUUUAAACAACUAUUAUCAUCGAACCGGAAAGUUGGAUUUAAAAUUUUCGCAUCGUUUUAAUGAACUGAAAUCAAAAUAUGAAAUUAAUCUUAAUAAAAUGAGAAAAUUGAAAAAUCAAUUCAGUAAAGAAUUGGAAUCUUGGCAACAGUUUAUAACAAAUUUAGAAAAAGCUGAAAAUUGGUUAACUAUAAAUGAAUCACUUAGUAAAAAAGUACUUUAUGUCGUGACAACAGAUGAUAACAAACAACCAGGUGGGGUCCAUCAAACAAUUAUCGAGACUAUUCAUACUAGUUGUAUCAAUCCAAAUAUGUCCGAAAAAGAGAUUAAAGCAGCCAAUGAUAAAGAGGUACUUUCGAAACAAUUGACAAAUUUAGAAGAAUUAGAAAUCGAUUUAAAAGAGCAUGGAAUUGAAUUGCGAGAACAAACUGAACAAUCAGCACGUUGUUUAUUAUUUAAUCUUAUUCCUAAUUCUGUGAAUUUAAUUAAAGAUAAACAGUGCAGAUUGAAUAGAAAAUCUGAAAUUAUUGAUUAUAUUAAUUUGGCUAUUGAAAAUCUACUUAAUCGUUAUAAUGAAUAUAAAAUCAGUUUACAGAUGAUACAUUCUAAUCUUAGUGAGAAAUAUUUAUGCUGGUCCAAAUUAGAUAGUAAUUUGGAACAAGUGAAUCGUUGGCUACAUACAAUUGAAUUACAAUUAAACACUAUGGAAAUGGAAACAAACUCAUUGUCUACCAUAUUGAUUAAUGAUAUAUCAGUGCAUAAAACAGAUGAAUAUUUUGCAGUACAUCAAUUAAAUGCAUGGUCUAAUUCAAAGUUAUGCAUUUUAACAAAUUUAAUGGAUGAAAUGCGUAGAUAUAGCGAAACAGAAUUAAUUCAAUUGAAAGAACUUGUACAUGCCCAAAACUCUAUUGAUGAAGUGUUUAAAGAAUAUUCCAAGGAUGGUACUACUUCAGAUGAUGUAGUCAUUUCAUUAGGACAAGAUGCUUCUAAACGAUUGAAUGAUAUAUUGGAACAACAUCAUAAUUUAAAAAGUCGUUUAGAAUCUUUAAUUCAUUUGAAUCAUGUUAUUCUUAAUUUGUGCGAAAAAUUUGUUCGUAAACGAUGUGAAAUAUUCCAAUGGCUAAUUAGUCAACGUCGUGAACUAGAGGGUUUAAUAAAUCAAACUGAGACAUAUGGCUCACAAACUAGUCUUCUUUCAUCAUCUCAUGUUUCAUUAAACGAUGAAGUUACCAAAUUAAGCAAAUUAUUUCACAAAACAACAUGUGAUUUAGAAGCGUUUAAGACAUCUGUUUCAAUAAAGUAUGAAGAACGUCUAACUGAUGUUAUUAAACUUAUCGAAGAAUUGGGUCAAAUGACUCCAUUAAGAAUGGAACCAGCUGAAACUUACAUUAUUGAUAUAAAAAGAGAUGUUACAGAAUUUUUCAAUCAAGUUACCGAUAAACUAGAACAUUUUCGUGUUUGGAAUGAUAAAUGGUCAAACUUUUCAACUGAUUGUAGCUCUUUAACUCAAUGGAUUGGUGAACAAGAAUCAUUUAUCAUCUCAACAUUGAACUCUCAGUCUACCAUUGAAUUGGAAGAUUCUUCCUUCCAAAUCACUAGUUCCGACGUAGUUGAAAAAGAAUUGAAUCAACUAGCCAGUCAAGUUGAUCGUAACCGCCAACUCAGAAUCAUUUUGAUUGGGCAUCAACCGGCGAUGGAAUCAUUGGUUGUAAAAGCUCAAAGUUUAAUCAAGUCCAGAAUGUUUUCAAGUAGUGCAUAUGUGAGCGAUGUUAGUAAAUCAAAAGCGUCUGAUAUAUCUGACAAGUCAUUGUUCGCGAGUAAUAUGCCUGUCGGUAAUAUAGCAAUGAAUAUGGCCACCUAUAUAAUGCAAAGAUAUCAAACGUUGAUUAGUAUAUGUGAUAGUCGAUCUGAAACAUCUCAAACUGCACAAAAGAUGGUUGAAGAAUUAUUAAAUUCAUGCCGAAAUUAUGAUCAUUGGGCUUGUGAAUUUCGAAUCAAAUUGUCUGAUGUAGAUUUUAUGCUGAAUUCAUAUGAUUCUCAUUCCAUCCCCUUACAAGAAUCAGAUAGAUAUUCAUCAAUUCGGUUAUCUAUAGUUGAUCUAGAAACUAGAAUUGAAUCAGGUGAGAGUUUUGUUCAACUUAUUAAAGAUUGGACAGAUCAUUAUAUGACAGAAUUAUUAGUUCAGGUUAACCAGCGACGUUCAGAACUCGAAACUCUAAGCCGUUUAGCUAAGAUAAGCAAUGAAAAUUCCGAUCAUGACAAUGAGUUAUUGCAUUGUGAUUGCAAACUGAAGAGUGUUACAAGUUAUGCUGAGACGGAUUACCAAGUACUUAAGGAGAUGGUUCGAUCAUUACGCAAUCGGUUUGAAAAAAUCAUCCAAAAUGUUAAUCAACGAAGUUUAUCACGAGACAAAUUCACCGCAUGGAUUGAUACUACCGAAAGUCAAUUGGAUUUGAUUAAUACCCAUAUGAAUCUGUCUGGUUUGUCCAAGAUCAUUUUGGAAGCACCCAUGGAUGAUUUUGACAGAUUGAUAGAAAAGGUUAUAAAUUAUAUGCUUACCGCUUCAGAGUCAAUCACUCAGUUAACUGUAGACAUUAGAAAACAAGGUGCAGAGAUUAAGAAUUCAGACUAUACCGAUGAAAAUUUACGAAAUCGUUUUGAUCAAUUGACUGAAAAUAUUCACUCAACUCAUCAAGAUAUUUCAAGUUGUUUAAAAUUGUUCCAUCAGUUUCAAAAUGAAGUACAAAACUUCUCCAGUUGGAUAUCAGAUUGCGAAAAUAAAUUUAUUCGUCUAUCCGAUGGUGAUUCGAAUCAACUGGCGAUGUUCCUUCAGUCAACUAGUUCAAUAAUGAUCACGAAUGAUAGUGAUAAUGAUACUGAACAAAUCAUGCAUCAACUAGAUAUUUCUUGUCGAAGUUCAAUAUGUCAGCUUACUGAAGCUAAACACAAGUUAUUGAUUAUAAAAGAAAUUAGCUCAUCUCUUGAGAAUCGAGGUCACCAGUUGAACAAACAAUUAAUUGAAUCUGGUGAACAGUUAACUAGCAAGUUGAAAAUUCUGGAAGAGUUUUCCAUGGGAGGAGUUCAAGCUAGGUUCAUUGGAGGGGAAGAUGUUGGAAGAUCCCUUAGCACAUUAGAAUCAUCAGAUCGUUUAAGCGUAAUCAUUCAAAAUUAUAUAGAUCAAUUACAAUGUCGUUUAAUCAGAUUGGACAAAAUUCAAACUGUUUUCACUAUCAAUUUAACUGAGUUAGUAGAUUGUUGGUCUGACUGGAAAAAUAGUUUUGACAGAUUAAUUGAUUGGUUAAAUGGAACUGCUACAAAUCUAAGGCGCCCAAUUUUCCAUUCACUCGAUUCUUUAUCAACUAAACAACAAUUGGCUAACAGUUUGAAGGCAUUUUAUCAAGAUUGUGUUGGAAAGAAGGUGGAUUUUGAUAUGUGCUUGUUAAAAGCUAAUCAUUUGAAAAGUUUGGCAUCAAGUUGUAAUUUACCUGAUCAAAGUGAACAAUUAUUUGAACAAUAUAGGAAUACAUUGGACACAGCAUAUGCUGCGUUACAACAAAUGCAAAAUGCAGUUGAAAUUCAUGAACAAUUCGAUCAAGUUGUAUCUCGUACUACUCAAUGGCUUGAAAGUUUGACUUCAAAGCUGAAUAACCUAUCUGCUAAUGACAAUACUGAUCGUGUUGGAUUAGAGCAAAAUUUACUGACCUGUCAAAAUCUUUCAGAAACUAUCAAAUGUCAAUCAGAAACUUAUAUUUCUCAAUUAGUUGAAUUGGCCGAUCAAGUUUGCCGUACAACUGAUUCAAUGACAAAUAAAGAAAUAUUAGAUAAGGUCGAUGUAUUUCGUCAAUUAAUUCGUCAAAAUAUACAACAGUUAACUGAUAUUCAAUUAAGCAUUGAAUUAAAAUUAAAUAUAAUAAAUGAUUGGGGAAAUGUAAAAUCUGUCAUUGUCAAUAUUUUGAAUUCAAUAUCACAAACUAUACUAACAGUUUUAUUGGAAGAGAAGACAUCUAUAGAACAAAUUCAACCAAUGACAUCAACUGUUUUACUAACUAUAAAAGAGGAAACUUUAAAAAAAUUUGACAAUGUCAAGCAAGAACUGGAACCAGUUCAAUUAAAAAUUGAUGAAUUAAAGAAAUGUACAGAGAAAUAUAUCGAAUUUGAGCAUAAAUUAAAUGUCAUGCAACAAGUUGAUCAACUAUUUGAUAAAUACUCUAAAAUACAAAAGGAAGUUGAAAUCUGUUUAGUUAAAACUAACAAAGAAUUACAAAAUCUUCGUACAUUUCAUACAAAAAUUGAUGAAUCCAAAAAUUGGAUACUACAAAUCUCUUUAAAAUUAAUGGCUAUUCAUGCUACCGAUCCGGAUGGACCAAAAGGUGUUAUACGUUUAGGACAAGCAGAAAAUGAAUUACGUAAACGUCUCAUUACAUAUCGUGAAGAAAAUUUAAAAGAAUUAAAAUUAUUCAUUGCAAAUUGUCCAUCAGAAAAAGAUUUGAUCAUUGAAACAGAUCGUGUGAUACAAUCAUUAUUUCAAACACCUAGUGGUGUAUCAAUUACAGUUGCUGAACAAAUUAUGGAGAAUAUGAAUAGAAUAAAUGAUCCUAUUCAAUCAGAAAAAAUUGGAGAUAAAAACGAACAGAAACACUUGUUAAUUGAAGAAGAUAACAAAAGCACUUCCAGUCAAAUACCUCUUGUAAAUGAUUACAAUACUGGUCAUUCUAAAACUUGGGCAGAAUUAUUCUCAUUAGAAGUUGUUCAAUUAGAGUCAAGUUGUGAAAAUUUAGAAGUUAUGUGUAAACGUAUCAAAGAUAGACUAAUGGAACAACAAAAACGGUGGGCUAAAUUUGUUUCACUUCUUAUCCGGAUUGAUAAAUUUUUACGCAUAGAACUUUCUAAAUGGUGGUUGACAAAUUCGAAAAAAUUUAUCAAUAAUGCUGAUAGUACAGUGGCUACUAUUGAUGGUAACGCUGAUGAUAAUGAUAAGUGUGAUGUUGAUAAUGAUGACGAUGAUGAUGUAUCAAUCAAUGAUGAUAAAUCACUUCAAUCUGAAACUUCGAAAGAAGUAGAAUUAGUAUUUUAUGAAGAAAAUGUACUACUUCAAAAAAAUGAACAACAAACUAAAAAGCCAAAAUCAUCAUCAACAAUAACUUCCCCAUCUAUACAAGAAUUAUUAGCUCAAAUAACAAAUGUUAAAGCUAUGCACGCUAAAAUACAAAUUUAUCUACAAGAGCUGUCAGCUGUUAAGCAUCGAUGUUCAACACCACCUCCUCGUCCAACCAUAUCUACAAGUUUGGUUUCUUUGAAUAAAUAUUAUAAUCCAUCGACAUUAUUAAGUGAAUUAUUAGAUAAUAAUAAUUAUAAUAAAACCACUCAAAAUGUCAAUUUUGCUCUAUCUAUUAAUGAUUUACCAACUAAUAAUACUACAUCCACUAAUUAUGAGUUAUCCAAUAUGAAUGCGCAAAUAUCUGAAGAGAAAAUGCAUGCUUUAAGUGGUUUGGAACUACGUCGAAGAGCCUCCCAUAUGAAUGAACAACUUGAAAAAGAAUUAAAACAAUUAGAUAAAUAUAUUGAAAAUUUACAAGAUUUAAAAAUACGAUGGGAUCAACAACAUUUAUGUGAAAUAGAAUUUCUGAAUUGGUUACAUAAUAAACAAACUGAAUUCGAUCAAAUUAUUCAUUCACAACAUAAUCUAUCUCAUAAUGGGAAAAUACAUUCUAAUUCUGAGAAUAAUAAUAAUAAUAAUAGUUAUUAUUAUUCACAAUUAUGUAAUUCAAUGGAUACAGUAUGUUUAGAAAAUUUACUCAAUGAAUUAAAUUCUAAAAAAUCAAUUAUCAAACAAUUAAAAUAUCAAUCAAAAUUAUUGAUUAAUAAUAAUAAUAAUAAUAAUAAUAAUAAAUCAAUUUAUUCACAUAAUAUUCAAUUAAUUGAACAUGAUUAUAAAAUAUUUAUCAGAAAAAUUCAAGAUCAUCUUAAACAUCGUCGUUUACUUACAAAUCAAGUUAUAGAAGCUACUAAAUUAACUGAUAAAUUACAUACGGAUUUACAUCAAGUUGUAAAACGUUCAAUAGGUAUUGAUAUUGUACAAUGUUCAAUGGAUAAGGAACUUAAAAAAAUUGGAUGGGAACAUUCCAAUGGAAGAUUCAAUGAUAUCAACAAAACAUCUAAUCAAUAUAAAAUCUCUAAACAACCAUCUUUUGGUGUAAGUAAUUCAAAUUUAUUAGUAUCAAGUUCAGAGAUAAAACAAUCUGAUCGAGCACCGACACCAAUUCCAUUGUCAGAAGUACAACCUCUAUCAUCAAUUAGUCAAUCAGAUUUUAAUAUACAUAAACCUUUAGAAAUAAAUGUGAAAGGGGUAACUGAUUGGUUAUGGUAUUCUGCCUCAUCAGUUUUACCUGAUUCAUCUUUAUUACCUAUGGAUGCUAAUGAAACUUGGGAGAUGGAUCAAAUUCCUGCAGUGUCUGAUAUUAAUGAAGAACAAAAUUUAGAUAGAUCAAGAUCAUCUUCUAGAAUUUCACUGACUAUUCAACGACCUUGGAGCGCAUUUAGAAAAUUUGAACGACAACGUAAACGAGAUAAUGUUGCAGAAUUCAAUGUAAAUAUAUCAAAAGAAACAAAAGCCACAUUUAAACAUAGACCAAAUAAAAUAUUUAGUCAUAUAAAACCAAUUACAACACAAUCUACCGGAACUUCUUUAUGGAGAUCUCAAUCAGCAAAAGUAUUGCCUCUUGAAACCAACAUAGAUAAAAUCUCUAGUCAAUCAAUUUGCAACAUUUCAACUGCUAUAGAUCCGUCCGUUGAUUCAAAUAUUAUAUGCGCUGAAAGAUAUUCAACACAAAGUCCUAUGAUUCCAAUGCUGUUACGACGCAGUAUAUCUCCCAUAGUUAGUAAGACUCUGGAACACAGAACUCAUAAGAUAAAAAAUACAAAUUAUAAUAGGAUUCCAAUUCGAUUCGGCAGUUCAGUUAGACAAAGUGGAAUAGUCGAUCUACGUUCACCGUCUAUUAUUGAUCAAAAUAGAGAAGCUUCAAGUUACCCAAGUUUGUUUGACCCGCUUACUUCAUAUCCUCGUAUUACUAGUAAUGCUACUACUACCACUGCCAAACAUUCUUAUUUAAAUAAAAUUAAUAAUAGUUUAUCACAUUCUUUUCUAUUUCGACCACCAGUUAAUUUAUCUCAACAAAGUUUUCAUAAUCAACCACAUAGACCACUUCAUUCAAUUAGAGUCUCAGGAUUAGUUAGUGGUUAUGAUUUCUCUUCUCCAAGUAUUUCUGAAUUUGAAAAUGUAUUUUGUGCUGGACGUCCACAACCAAUGGGUGCUUCAAUAUCGGAUAAUUUACUAUCACCAAAACUGAAAUCAACUAGUGAACAUGGUCUAUAUGAUUUAACUAGACGAAGAGCAACUGAACCAUUUCAAUUUACAGAAACUCCUACCACUGCUACUAAUGCUGCUGGAUCAUCUACCAGUUUCAUCCGAAAUUUACACAACAUCACUUCAUCAAUAUCAACAUCUAUUCAACAACACUCGAAUACAAAUCCAAUCGAGUCAAUUCGUGUAGUUCGACCACAAACUAUAGCUCAAUUAGCAGUUCAGCGUUAUCGUAAUCAACAAAAACAACAGAGUCAAUUCAAAUUUAAACGUUAAUCAACUUAUUGUACUUCUGUUCAAUGAUGAUCUUCCAUUGAAUAUUUGCUUUGUUCGUUUUUUUUUUUAAAAGAACUAUUACAUAUCAUAUGUGUUCUAACCUAGCUUUGCGGUUAUUUUUUCUUUGAUAUCUCUCAUAGUUUUUACCAAAAAAGUAUUCUGAUUUAUUUCUAAUCAGCGAAUUUUUUUUACACAAAUACAUAACUAUUUAGAAGCUAAUUGAUAUCAAUGAAUAUUAUAUAUGUAUAUUAUGUAUGAGAUUUUUAUUCAGUAGUAGUUUCGUUUAUCUUUCAUUUCUCCUCUCUUUUCUAUCCUUUUUAUUUAACUUAAAACAUUUGUAUAGUUACACAGGAAGAACUGUUGUUAACAAUGGGAAACUUAGUAGUAUAAUUGUGAUAUUCUGCUAAUUAUACAAGCUUUUGUUCCUAUGACAAUGUAUAUGCAUAAUAUUUAGUUUUCUUUCGUGUGUUUUUCUCACUGACCUUCUCGUUUUAUUUUAGUGUUUUGUGUCCAAUGAGAAAUUUUAUUCUUUAUCUCUCCUCUACCAAGGCAUUUGGGUUUUUUCUGUAUACUUCUGCUUUGAGAUACGAAUACAUUCGGUGUAUCUACCAUAUUAUAUCUGUAUAAUCCGACAGUUAUGUACAUAUAAUAUUAUACAGUGUGUGUGUGUGUAAAGUUGCCAUUUGGUACAUCCCCGAGUUGCUACUCAUACAAUAGUGAAUAUGAUUUGUGUUUUCGUUUCCCAAUUGUUUUCGGAACUGAAAAAUUCUUCCAAACAAUCGUGUAGAGAUUUUUUUACUGACCGCUUCUUUAUAUACAAAAUGGAAACACUGGACUGACUUUUGGGAAAAACACUCCUUGAAUUGAGAUUAUUUUGUAUGGUUUAGAAGUGAAUGAAUAUGUAUACACGUCGUCAUUAUCGUCAUCGUUUUCAGACACUGAAAUGUAUUGAUAGGAUAUAAUUUCAAAAUUUUCUUUGUCUUUUAUUUAGUGUGAUUUUGUUUUUUCUCUGUCCUUUCUAUUUUCUUAGCAGAAUUUCUGUGUAUUGGUUUUCUCUUUUUCCUUUUGUAACGUUACUUUGUAAAAGUUUGUUCAUUACUAAUGAUAAUAAUCAGAUCGUAGUUUAGGCAUUGGUUCAAAAUGUAGAAGUACUCGAGAGAAAAUAAUAGAUACGUGUAAAUAGGUAUGUAGUUAACGUAACUCUGUUAGAUGACCGGAGGUAGUCGGUGUGAGAACCUCCUCGACCGUAGGUUAUGUUCUACUUGGAACUUGUCAACAAAGUGUACAUACAAUCCUGAUGGAAAUGAUUCUGGUUGUGAGAUUUGGACCUGCGGCACUCAUUUUCAUAGUCUGAGACGUUACCACUCAGUUAUUCGGGCUUUAACUGAAUUUCGUUAGAUUGAGUUAUUUACACCGACUGACCGAUGAAUAGCGACCAAUGUCAUGUUUGCUCAGUUCUUAUUGCUGUUAGAAUGCCAAUUUCAGUAGGUGAAUAUAUAUGAUCAGAAAAUCAUACCAUUUUUGGUACGCUUUCAUGUGGGAUGCUUCUGCCUAUACUCUCGAUAGCCAAUUUAAUAGUGUCAACCUUUUUUUAAAUAUCUGGAUAUAUACAAGUAUGCUGGUACAAUAAAUAUUCUAAGUUUUGCCAUAUCAGAUAGCUGCUAGGCUUCAGCUAUUUGGUCUAUACUUACCAAAACACUGAUUAGCUCUCAGAAUCCUC